Molecule: messenger RNA, 1546 nt
Organism: Lineus longissimus
Lineage: Eukaryota; Metazoa; Nemertea; Pilidiophora; Heteronemertea; Lineidae
Product: cleavage stimulation factor subunit 2-like
Exons: 9
Coding region: 5-1204 (399 amino acids)
Biological process (GO): mRNA 3'-end processing
Cellular component (GO): mRNA cleavage and polyadenylation specificity factor complex
Molecular function (GO): mRNA binding
Source: RefSeq, a predicted model, not a curated record
CAAAAUGGCCACCAUUAUUCAACCUCUUUCCGCCGCGGAGCGUGCUAUGAGAUCAGUUUUCGUGGGGAAUAUACCCUAUGAAGCAACUGAAGAGCAGCUGAGAGAUAUUUUUACUCAGGCUGGCCCUGUGGUCAGCUUCAGGAUUGUAUAUGAUAGAGAAACAGGUAAACCCAAAGGAUAUGGCUUCUGUGAAUACCAAGACAUUGAGACGUCCCAGAGUGCCAUGCGUAACUUGAACAACACUGACUUCAAUGGGCGUCCACUCAGAGUUGGAGCAGCAGCUGGUGAACAGAAUAAAGAUGAUACGAAGAGUAUGCAGCAGGCAACUGGUGGAGCAAUUAUUGAGAGUCCAUUUGGCGACCCUGUUGAGCCCAAGGAAGCCCCAGAAGCAAUCUCUAAAGCUGUGGCUAGUCUCCCUCCAGAGCAGAUGUACGAGUUGAUGAAACAAAUGAAGCUAUGUAUCCAGAAUAACCCUACUGAAGCCAGGAAUAUGUUGCUACAGAAUCCACAAUUAGCCUAUGCUUUGCUGCAAGCCCAGAUUGUCAUGAAGAUAGUCGAUCCACAGGUUGCCAUCGCAAUGUUGCAGCGAGAGAGGGACCAGAUUCCACCAAUCAUGCCAUCAGAGGAGAAGGAACCUCCGCCAGUGGUCUCCAAGGGUCCCGCUAUGUCUACCUCGAUGCCACCAAUGAGCAUGGGACAAGGUAACAUGGGUCAGCGUGUACCACCCUUGAUGGGCUCCGGACCAUCGCAGAUGCAGAUGGCUGGUAUGAUGGGAGACCAGCGGCCACCUAUGGGAAUGAACAACCAGAUGGGUGGACCACCACAGCAGCCUGUCCCAAGUAACAUGAACAUGGGUUUCCAGGCCCAGCCAGGCAUGAAUCCGAUGGCUCCAAUGCAAGGAUUCCGACCUGGGGGACCGAUGUCUCAACGACCUGGCAUGCCAACAGGAAAUAUGAACAGACCACAAAUGGGAGGACCACCCAUGGGAGGACCUGGACCGCAAGGAUUUAGAAAUCAAAUUCCUACAAGCAUUCCUCAGGGUAUGCAACAAGGGACCCCAAUAUCUUCACAAGAUCAAGAGAAGGCUGCUUUGAUCAUGCAGGUGUUACAACUGUCUGAUGAACAAAUUGCCAUGCUGCCAUCUGAUCAGAGACAGAGUAUUUUGGUACUGAAGGAGCAGAUUGCAAAGAGUGCACCAUCUUGAAUGAAAGUACUGAAGGCCAACAUGUUGUAUCCAUGGUAAAUUCAUAGUUGUCACAUGAGAACUUGUAAAUUUCCCUGAAACUGAUGUUCUGUGAAAAUUGUUGUAAUGCAUCAUAAGGAGAACUGAAACAUAACUAAAUUUUAAGUCACAAUCAGUCUGAUGGCAUUUUUCGAGAUUUGCAGAAAAUUAGCUAGGGAAUUAUUCUUGCAGGAGGGGGUGUUGGUUGGGAGCACAGAUUGACAGAAGAGAAUUGGAUACGUAUACUUUUGUGGCUUCUUCAAGGUGUGCCUGUCUCGAAUGUACUGUUGUUGUUCGCGAUUAAAUGCAUUUAUGUAAGAAUUC